Molecule: messenger RNA, 2079 nt
Organism: Phragmites australis (common reed)
Lineage: Eukaryota; Viridiplantae; Streptophyta; Magnoliopsida; Poales; Poaceae
Product: xylan glycosyltransferase MUCI21-like
Exons: 1
Coding region: 199-1698 (499 amino acids)
Molecular function (GO): glycosyltransferase activity
Source: RefSeq, a predicted model, not a curated record
GCCAAAACGAUGCACGUCUGCGAACAGAAGCGGGAACUGACGCUAGCGGUCCUGGAAAUUGGCGUACGCGUCUCUGCGAUAUCAAUGGCCGCGACGGCCGGUGAGACUCGUCUCGCUAGUGCAUAAAACCCCGACGCGAGAGUGAGACGCCGGCCACAAACUGCUCGGUCGUCCACACUGCCCAAAGCCCCGAACGGCAUGGCGGCCUCCAAGCUCCACGACCUCAAGGGCCUCAGCGCCACGGAAGACGUCGGGGCGGGCGUCAAGAAGCGCAACUGGGGCUUCGUCCAGUUCUUCUUCGUGCUCUCCGUCGUCCUCUGCGUGCUCCUCUACGCCUCGCGCGUCUUCGUGCUCGCCCCGUACGGCGUCGACAUGGACUUCUUCGCGCCGGAUUCUUCGCAAGGAACGUCGAGUAGAUCAGAACUGGGACCGCGCGUUGGCGGCAAUGCAGGAGCCGACGAUCUGAUUCUCGACAACCAGGUGCACUCCCCGUGCUCGACGAUGCGCAACAACACCAUCUGCUGCGACCGCUCGGAUUUCAAUACCGACGUCUGCUUCAUGGCCGGCGACGUGCGCAUGGACGCCGCGUCCCUGUCGCUUCUGCUGUUCCCGCCGCACCAGCCCGCGCCAAACGUUACAGCGGAGGAGAGGGUACGUCCCUACACGCGCAAGUGGGAGCGCUUCAUCAUGGAGAAGGUCCAGGAGGUGCGGCUCCGGGUGGCCCGACCCGACGAGGCAGCGGAGCACUGGUGCGACGUCCGGCACGACGCGCCGGUCCUCGUCAUGACGGCGGGGGGCUACACCGGCAACUUCUUCCACGCGUUCAGCGACGGGUUCUUGCCGUCGUGGCUGACGGUGCAGCACCUUCGGCGCCGCGUCGUGCUGGCCGUCCUCGCGUACAACCCGUGGUGGGCCGGCACGUUCAGCGAGAUCAUCUCCGGCCUCUCGGACUACCACGUGGUCGACCUCCUCAACGACAAGAGAACACAUUGCUUCCCCGGUGCCAUCGUCGGAACCCGCUUCCACGGCAUCCUCAACGUCGAUCCCGCCAGGCUGCGGGACAACAAGACCGCCGUAGACUUCCACCAGCUUCUGGCCGAUGUGUACGAGGCGGCCGAUGACCGCAAGUCGCAGAUACAGAAACCGGCGCGGCGGCCAAGGCUCGGGAUCGUGUCGCGCAAGGGGACGCGCGUGAUCGAGAACCAGGCGGCCGUGGCGCAGGUCGCGUCAUCGGUAGGGUUCGACGUGGACAUCCUGGAGACGGCCAACGGGAUGCCGCUCUCGGCCGUGUACGCGUCGGUGAGCGCAUGCGAUGUGCUGAUGGGCGUGCACGGCGCAGACCUGACCAAGUUUCUGUUCCUGCGGCCUGGCCGCGCUGCGCUCAUCCAGAUCGCCCCGCUCGGCGUCUCCCCUAUCGCGCGCGACUGCUUCGGCGGGCCGUCCGCGAGGAUGGGGCUGCACUACGAGCAGUACGACGUGCGCGGGCAGGAGAGCUCGCUGAGCCGCAAGUACGCGCUAGACGACGUUGUCGUGGCCGAUCCGGAGACGGCGAAGCGGGACAGGGGUUGGGACUUCGUGGCGCGGGUGUACCUGGGCGGGCAGAACGUGAGCCUGGACCUGGGCAGGUUCGGGGAGACGCUGGCCAGGUUGCACUCGCGGGCGCUGCUGCUGCAGCCACAAGAGCAGCCGCGACGUUGAUGGCGUAGUCGACGGCCGGCCGGUUUGACGUUUUCCGUGGUCGAGGGUGCUGUUUCGGUAGGGCGCCGAGGCCGGCCGCGGUCGCAGAGGUUGGCGAUCAGCAGCCAUCAGUAACUUUUGUUAGAUGAUGACAAUCAUUAUAUUUUUGCAUUCUUGUUCGUCACAAAUGGCCGUAUGCGUAUAUAUAUUCUUGUACUAUCGUUGUACCGAGCGGUGUACAUGUCGGGAAAUAAUUAAGCCGGUUAAUGUGACAACAGCACACUCGGAAGCUGUGGCCGGCACAGUCCUGGAGCAGUUUUAUACAGUUAAGUAUGAUGCCAUGUAUGUGUUCAGACCUUUCAAGGGCGAAGUGUGAUAAAUAAAAAAUUCUUGCUCAUCUGC